AUGACAGGUAUCUCGUGGAAUUAGUCGAGGUGCUUAAUAAAAAAGAAAAAGAUUCCUUAAAUUCAAUCCGGUUAUCCUAACUCUGUCAUGCAAUCCCUUUCCGAACUAAGAAGACUCAUGUCAAACACCGGCCUAAUGUAAAUAUACAAAGUUAUGUUAUGUAAGCCCUGAGCUAGGUGGGAAGACUCAUGUCAAACACCGGCCUAAUGUAAGUGUACCAAGUUUGGUUAUGUAAGCCCUGAGCUAGGUGGGAAGUAGGUUUUGCACUUUGCCUCGGUAAGUGGCUUCAACACACUCACCUAUAUGAAUAUUAUGCUUGUGUUAUGUUCUUCACUAAGUUCGUAUGAACUCCAAGAGAUUAUAGAUCUUUAAGGCAACUUUCUUCCAUAUGAUUUUUUUUCUACCUUAUUCCCCCUUAACACAUUCAGUUGUCACGUUGUAUACACCUGCAUUCGGUGUCGGAGUUACUUCCUCAUUCGUUAAUUUUAAACACAUCUGAGCAAGAAAUGUGAAAAUUUUAUCAAUCAAACCUAUUAGUUAACAGUAAAAUAAGUCUUACAUUGUUUUGAUUGGAUGUUUUGUUCCUUCUUUUGUUUAAUCUCUUGAGAUCUCUUGUACUUAAGGUGACAUAUUAUCCAACUGGGUUUCUUGUGGUAUUAAUCUGAAAAGAGCUGAUCCGAAACCGAACCAAACUGACAAUGUGUGUAGCAUUUCUUAUUUUUUAACAUAUACAGGAAAUUUCUAACAUGAACAUUUUGUAACAAUUUUCGAGGUUUGUGUGUUUUCUGGUAGCUUUGACGUGAUCUUAUGUAGACUUUGUUUGUAUAAGAGCCCUUUGCUGGUAGCCGUUGCAUUAUUGUCUUCUUUUGCUUUUCAAUUGAGAUAGGGACAGUGUCAAACUCUAGAUCAUAAGUCAACUUAGAGAUUUUUAGCAUUCAGUAAGCAACAAAGAAUAUGCCCCAAUUUCUUUGUUCUGUGCAUUUUUAAGAAAUAGUCAGUCUUUAACUACUUCGUAUUUUAGUUUAUCAUUUGUCAGCAGCUAAUGCCUCCCACUUAGUACUGAUAAAAGUCUUUAUUAGGACCUUGCUCUAAGCUUAGUGGGCAAGUGGGCAACUAAGAAGCUAUUACAUUAAUGUUGAAAAGGGUGUUACUUUGUCCUAUAAAAGCCAGUAUUCCCUACUCAACUAUGCAACACAAGUCUUAGUUCUAUCCUUCACUUCUCUAAGUAUAACUUGUUCCAAUCAAAAUGAAAAACUUUGGGAAGUUGGGCCAAUGGUCCUUUCUAACAGCUGCUUUUGCAAUUUACUUAGUAGCCAGCACCGUUGUUGCUGAUUACUCUUAUGAGUAUACUUCUCCCUCACAUUCUCACAACUCUAACAAGUACUACAAAUCACCAUAUCCAUCCAAGUACAAUGUACCCACUCCUUACUACAAGAAACCUUCUUCAUCACACUACUACUACAAAUCACCAGCACCUUCAAAGCACGCCUAUUACAAGUCGCUAUCACCAGUAAAAUAUUACAAAUCACACUUACCAGCAAAACAUUACAAGUCGCAAAUUGUAACAAAGUAUUAUAAGUCUCAUGCUCCAUCAAAACAUUACUACAAAGCACAUGUUCCUUCAAAGCAUUACUACAAGUAUCCAUCUCCUUCAAAGCAUUACUAUAAGUCACCCGUUGCAACAAAGUAUUACAAGUCACCUACUCCUUCAAAGCAUUAUUAUAAGUCACCUACUCCUUCAAAGUAUUACUACAAGUCCCCAACUCCUUCAAAGAACUACUACAAGUCCCCAUCGCCUGCAAAGUACUAUAAGUCGCCUACUCUAUCAACACACUAUUACUACAAGUCACCAUCCCCAACAAAUUAUUACAAAUCACCCUCUCCAUCGAAAUACGACAACCCGCCUUCACCAACAAAAUAUUACAAGUCACCAGUUUACUACAAGUCUCCACCACCACCACCAACUUAUUACGAGAAAUCACCUUCGUACUACAAGUCACCUCCCCCUCCACCAAAAUACUAUGAGCAAUCUCCUAAGUACUACAAUUCACCUCUACCCCCACCAAAGUACUAUGAACAAUCACCAUCUUCAUACAAAUCUCCACCACCUCCACCAAAAUACUACGAGCAAUCACCAACUUACAAGUCUCCACCUCCACCAUACUACCAAGAAUCUACACCUUCGUAUAAAUCUCCUCCACCACCUCCAAAAUUCUAUGAACAAUCACCUGCAACCUACAACUCACCACCUACUCCAAAGACCUAUGAAGAAUCACCAUCAUACUACUCACCUCCACCACCGCCGUUCUACAAGGAAACACCCACCUAUGCUUCACCUCCCCCACCUACGAAAUAUGAGCAAUCUACCACCUAUGCUUCACCUCCACCCCCAUCAUCAUCUCCUCCACCAACCUACUACUAAUAUUCAAAUCCUUCUCUUGAAUCAUUUUCCGCCAUCUCCAUGACUUAUUAACUUCUUUUCAUCCUCCAUCCGAAUCUGAUCAUUUCUUUUGCCAACAUUUGAUGUAUGCUUCCCAAAAGGGCUGGCUUUACGUGUUGUAUGUUCUUUUGUUUUAAUAAUUUGUAAUAUUUAUCAUUGGAGAUUUCAGUAAGAUCCUUGAGAUCUCCAUCAUUUUGGCUUAUUGUAUCAAGAUUCUAUUUUGGUGUAUUUUAUCAAGAAUUCUACUUUGCUCAAUACUAUCUUCAAUUUAUCUAAUAUUUCUCUUGAGGAUUUUUUUUCUCAAUUAUGAUUUAUAACCUAUCUUCUACAAAAUUUUAACAAGAAAAAAUAAAAAGAUGAGGGAAUUGCAAGCUAUGGUCAUGGAUCGAUUCGUCAACAAAAGCUCUUUGGCUUACUGGCUACUGCUGUAUUUUGGAUAUGGAUUAUAAUUGUACUUUGGUUUUAAGAAAAUAAAAUUAUAGGCAUAUGCAUUAUUUUCCCCUUGCCUUUUCUACUCUUUCGACCAGCUUCUAAGCUACUUCAAUAAUUGUAAUCAUUCAUCUGGUUUCGAGCUUGUUCCAAGAUCCGUCUUUUCCCUUGCAUUUGCACAUAGAUAUAUGUAUAUCUAGACUGUGCAGAUUUGUUAUCAAGCUGAUAAGGGGGUAAAGUUAGCAUUUUUAAGUAUUUUGGGUUGAUGUGAUUUUGAGGAUUCUAAUACUUAUACAUUUCAUUGGUUGAGAUUCUCAAUUUGGCUGAUAACAUAUUUUGCUUGAAAGGCCUAGGUUCCA
Messenger RNA from Capsicum annuum, 3228 nucleotides. Its product is annotated as extensin-3-like. Bases 1247 to 2422 code for a protein of 391 amino acids. The record is from RefSeq and is a predicted model, not a curated record. The transcript has a single exon. NCBI's taxonomy places the organism in Eukaryota, Viridiplantae, Streptophyta, Magnoliopsida, Solanales, Solanaceae.